AUUGGGACACGCUGACAGAACAACUUCAGGAUAUAAAAAGUGAGGACCCAUCUGUGGUUAAAGUGAGGAUCCAUCUGUAGUUGGAAAGAAGCAAAACUUUGAUGCUGGAUCCUGCGAUGCCAGAGGAACCCAGUAAAGACCCCAUGACAGUGCCAGCAGCCCCAGAAAGAGCUGUCAUGGAGAAGGCCAACAUCAAUGACCACACUCCGACUGUGACUAUAAUAGCUAUCCCUUUGGUCACUGAAAUCCAACUGAACGCGGCAACAGGUGGUGCAGAACUCUCCUGCUAUCGCUGCACAGUGCCAUUUGGUGUGGUCAUUCUCAUUGCCGGUAUUGUGGUCACUUCUGUGGCCUACAGCUUCAACUCACAUGGGUCCACCAUCUCUUACUUUGGGCUUGUACUACUAUCUGCUGGACUGGUGCUAUUGGCGCUAAGUGCGGUAUGCUGGAAGAUGAGACUUGAGAGAAAGAAGGAGAGGCGGAGGGAAAGCCAAACUGCAUUGGUCGCAAACCAGAGGAGCAUCUUUGCAUGAAGGGAAAGACUGAUCAUCAGGAGAGAAAUAAGUCUGUGAUAUGUUUGGGUGCGAGAGGAAACAGAGGUAGUGGUUCAUUUGAAAGCAGAGUGGAAACAGCUGUAUCCAGAUGUUUUCAUGACUGACCAACGUCUGUGGUGGGUCGUUGACCUGCAAGGCUUUGACCUCAGACUGUCUCUAGGCUAAGCAAGUCAAAACAUCUUAGCUUUCAUGAAGUUGUUGGGGUUUUAAUCUGUCAAACAGACUGGUCACAUCUGGGAAGCUGGGCAGACAGCCAAACUGAAUGUAUCAAAAUUAAGACAAAUUACCACUGUACAAAGCAAUGGAGAGGAUGUUUCCUCUCCAUUAAUCUACUGUUGCAUCUGGUGUCUUAGAUUUACUGGGAGGGAUAGUGGUCUGAAAAGAGGGGGACAUAGGAAAAUCCAUAACAAUGAAUCAUGUUUCAUUGACCAUGUUUUAGGCAUAACAUCUCUCAUAAAGUCUGAUUGUUCCUUUUCAUUUCACACAGAAUUAUGUUCAAUUACCUGACAUGGGAAUAUGGUACUUACAUGUUAAUAUGUAAUGAUAUAUAUUGGCAUUAUGGGGACACAAAAACGUGUUGUUUUUGUUUGAUGUUUAUUAUCGUAUUCUCUGAAACAAGUCGAGCUCAGAGAUAAAGUCAAUUAGACGUCACACAGUAAUUAUGUAUAGUACCUAUGAUGUACCUAUGAUGUUAUAGGUAGUAUUGCAUUAUGAGGGAAUAUGAUUAUUGACCAAAUAUAACUUACAUCGAAUUAACCUUUAUUAACUAUUCUCUGUAAGCACUGUUCCACACCAUGACUAACAUGGUAAACUAUGUAACUAUGACGACAAGAUUAUUUGGAAUUACUAGCAUCUUGCCACAGUCUUGUUGUCACUACAGUACUUGCCAUUGUCAGUAAAUGUAUUUCAUAUGUUGAGCGAUAUGAAAUGUUCUAGUAUUUUAUUCCACUUUAAUAUAAUCAUUUUUAUGUAUGACUUCUCUGUUAACAGUACAUCAAUUGUUAAUAGGUUAUAGUGAGGUUUAAUAAACUCUCAUCCAUAUUUAAACAUUUCA
This is a messenger RNA of Oncorhynchus kisutch (coho salmon), 1608 nucleotides long. RefSeq names its product transmembrane protein 100a (gene tmem100a). Gene Ontology annotation, biological process: cellular response to BMP stimulus. NCBI's taxonomy places the organism in Eukaryota, Metazoa, Chordata, Actinopteri, Salmoniformes, Salmonidae. Gene Ontology annotation, cellular component: plasma membrane. The record is from RefSeq and is a predicted model, not a curated record. The coding region runs from base 102 to 533 and encodes 143 amino acids. The transcript has a single exon.